Messenger RNA from Xenopus laevis (African clawed frog), 1387 nucleotides. RefSeq names its product histone H1B-like. Lineage: Eukaryota; Metazoa; Chordata; Amphibia; Anura; Pipidae. Bases 61 to 726 code for a protein of 221 amino acids. The transcript has a single exon. The record is from RefSeq and is a predicted model, not a curated record.
AGGUCGGGAAACUAAAGAUAUUCGAUUUUAGGCAGCUCGUGUGAGUGAAUUGGAUCGAGAAUGGCAGCUACAACUGAGUCCGCUCCUGUUGCUCCCCCGGCAGAACCAGCCGCUGCCAAGAAGACAAAGAAGCAGCAGCCGAAGAAAGUAGCGGGAGGCGCAAAAGCCAAGAAACCCUCCGGGCCCAGCGCGUCUGAGCUGAUCGUCAAAGCCGUGUCCGCCUCUAAGGAGCGCAGCGGGGUGUCCCUGGCCGCUCUCAAGAAGGCUCUGGCUGCCGGAGGCUACGAUGUGGACAAGAACAACAGCCGCCUCAAGCUGGCUCUCAAGGCCUUGGUCACUAAGGGGACUCUCACCCAAGUCAAAGGCACCGGAGCCUCCGGAUCCUUCAAGCUCAACAAGAAGCAACUGGAGACCAAGGACAAGGCGGUGGCCAAGAAGAAGCCCGCGGCGCCCAAAGCCAAGAAACCAGCAGCCGGGGCAAAGAAGGCGCCCAAGUCCCCGAAAAAGCCCAAGAAGGUCUCGGCAGCAGCAAAGAGCCCCAAGAAGGUGAAGAAACCGGCAAAGGCCGCCAAAAGCCCCAAGAAACCGAAGGCUGUUAAAGCCAAGAAGGUGGCCAAGAGUCCCGCUAAAAAGGCCACCAAGCCCAAAACUGCCAAGAGCCCAGCAAAGGCCAAAGUCGCCAAACCCAAAGCGGCUAAAGCCAAGAAGCCUGCGCCUAAGAAAUAAUGUGCCCGCAACCCCUGCUCGUCCCACCAAAGGCUCUUUUCAGAGCCACCACUUCCUCCAUUAAAACAGCUAAUACUGUAUGAAUGGCUUAAUUAUCUCACGGGAAGGGUUUCCAGUAUCAUCACCUGAAUCUCCCAUCAGAUUAUACUUUUGGACCUCCGCUCCAUUUUCCACUUAUAUUUGUAUCACACGCAACUCACUGCGCAAAUUUACAGUAUUACACUGCCACCGUGUGGCCAAUUGCACCUAUUUCACAUAAGUACUUCCAAUGCUUUCCAAAAUGCUUCGGGUUUCCUGCUGUGCUUUUUAUAAAUGAUUGUGAAAUCCAGCUGGAUGUUUCUAAGACUAAUAUAGGCCGAUUUUGUGUCAUAAAGCUGUACAUUUAACAACUCAGACCCCACUUACUGUGCUCAAUUUCUACUUUCCUUUGGGGAUUGGGUUGAAGCACCCUGGGAAUGCGAAUGAUCCCAGUCUCCCCUCCCCCCUUUUAUCUGAGCCGGAUGCCAAACUCUCACUUUCUCUCUAUUAAUAUUGGAUACAACUGUAUAUGAACGGAAGGGACUUGUACUGGAUACAUUUAUAUCCUUCUCUUGCUCUACCCACGGCUGAUUUUGGAAAGUUUUAAUGACUUCCUGGAAUAAAACUUACGUCUUUAUUUUGA